AUUAAGAAAUAGAACUGAUUAAUUUUGCGCCUGUGGAAAGAGAAGAGAAGAGAACUCGGUCGAAGAGGGUAUUAUUUUCCGCAGCCAUGGCUUCCAACACCGCUCUCAGAUCCGCAGCAAAGCUUAUUCGCUCCUCUCAAUCAUUCAUCUCUAAAUCACCAUCUGGUAGCCGAGGUUUCCAUUCUACUGGCAUCAAGAGAGGCGGUCAUGGCCAUGAUGAGCCAUACUACAUGCACGCAAAGCACAUGUACAACUUGGACAGGAUGACCAAUCAGGGAUUGAAAAUGUCCCUUGCAGUGUUCACCGGCUUCAGCAUUGGUGUCGCGGUUCCUGUCUAUGCAGUCAUUUUCCAGCAAAAGAAGACAGCAUCAGGAUAGGUCCUCAUUGUAAGAUGAGAUUGCAUAGCAUAUAAGAACAGUUGGGGGGUCCUGAACUGUCUUGGGUUGCUAGGUUAUUGCUUUAUUGCUUUGACAUUUGUUUCCGUCGAAAAUUCAAACGGAAAACCAAAUUUUCCAUUACUGGAGUAAUAAUUAGUUAACGGUUCUCUGGUUGUAUGCUGUGAUGUUAUAAGACUUACUGCUUGAACAACACAUUAAUGUCUUUACAUGGUCUUUGUCACCUUA
Messenger RNA from Arachis duranensis, 623 nucleotides. RefSeq lists its product as uncharacterized. The record is from RefSeq and is a predicted model, not a curated record. The transcript is spliced from 2 exons. Bases 87 to 377 code for a protein of 96 amino acids. Lineage: Eukaryota; Viridiplantae; Streptophyta; Magnoliopsida; Fabales; Fabaceae.